Messenger RNA from Anopheles maculipalpis, 909 nucleotides. Its product is annotated as solute carrier family 25 member 35-like. The coding region runs from base 1 to 909 and encodes 302 amino acids. Lineage: Eukaryota; Metazoa; Arthropoda; Insecta; Diptera; Culicidae. The transcript is spliced from 2 exons. The record is from RefSeq and is a predicted model, not a curated record.
AUGGAGUUCUUACUUGGAGGUGCCUCUUCGAUGUGUGCCGUGCUGUUCACAAACCCUUUGGACGUUCUUAAAACACGCCAACAGCUCGAAGGUGAGCUAAUAGCGAAGCAAAAUCUCAAGCAACGUUCCUACAAAGGCAUCCGCCAGUCCGUCCUCACCGUGAUCCGCACGGACGGUUUUAGAGGGCUUCAAAAAGGACUUCCAGCAGCUCUGCUCUUCCAGUUCUCCAUGAACAGUGUGCGGCUGGGGACGUACCAAACGGUGGAUAAUCUCGGUUGGACGAAGAGCACCAAACAUCCCUCUCUAACGCCCCUGUAUUCAAUAUUCUGGGGUGGAUGUGCUGGGCUCGUGAGCGCUACCGCGUCCUGUCCAUUCUACGUGGUGAAGACACAGUUGCAGGCCGUCACUUCGGGAUCUUACACGGCACGCUUUCAGCAUCAUCACAGUGGAACUUUGACGGCUUUUUCGAACAUCUACAAGCAAAGUGGGAUUCGCGGACUGUUCCGCGGGUAUCCUGCCUCCGUAGCUCGACUCGUGGUCGGAUCAGCUGCUGAAAUGGCUUCGUUUAGCGUGUGCAAAUCGCUCUUGCUGCGCUACGAAGUGUUCCAGGAGUCUAUUCUACUAACCGCACUGGCUAGCAGUACUGUGGCGGGAUUUUUCACCAGUGUGCUAAUGUCACCGUGCGAUGUCGUGACGACGCGUAUGACCAAUCAAGCCGUAUCAGCCAACGGGAAGGGCUUACUGUACACCAACAUCUUCGAUUGCUUUCUGAAGAUCUACCGAUCGGAAGGCAUCCACGGUUACUACAAGGGAUUCGUGCCAAUGUACCUACGGGUGGCUCCACACACGAUGCUCAACCUUACCUUCUGGGAGUUCUUCAAGGGUCUCUACGAACGCUAUGGGCGGUAG